Rotaria socialis is the source of this 3450-nucleotide messenger RNA. The record is from the annotation of a GenBank genome assembly. NCBI's taxonomy places the organism in Eukaryota, Metazoa, Rotifera, Eurotatoria, Philodinida, Philodinidae.
AUGAAUUUAUCAGUCAUUGAAGAAGCAUCAUCAUUAUCAAGUGAUUUUCAAAAACCUCUUAUUUCAAAUGUAUCCAUAAACAAAUUUACUACUGAACCUUCGUGUUCCAAUACCAAUCAUGUUAGAAUUCGAUUUACUAUAGCUUUAGCUGUACCUGCCGACUCCCAAGUAUCAAAUGAAUCACAAUCACCGCCAAUUAAUACUUAUUACAAUGGACGAGCCUCUGAAGCAUCGAAACCUCAAGCAUAUUAUCGUGUUGAAUAUUCAUUGAUACCUGGGGAACCAAAUGUUGCAUUUGAUAUUGUUGUAUUUCGAACAGCUGCAAAAAUCUAUCCAGAUAAUCAGGAUAGUCGAGUUGUAUUAACAUGGGAAGAUGAAAAUGAAAAUGUUUGGAUAGUUUGGAAUCAUGUUCAUAAAGUCGAUUUAAGUCGUGAACGUUUAUUAGCAUUAUUAUCACAUAAAAUUUUUGUUAAAAUAUGGGAUGGUAAAGAAUACUGCAAUGUACGUACAAAACUAGAUAAGCCACGCAUCGGACGAGCUUUUCAGACUUUAACAGCAACGAAUAAAAAUGGUGAUCAAGACAAUUCUCCAAAACAUAUAGUACAAAGUAUGGCACAAAAUUUUGCAGAUAAAUGGGUGGCUAAACCCAUGCUAUAUAAAUUACAUCGAAAAUUACCCAUAAUUAUUCCACCACCCACACCAUUUCUACAAAAGAAAAUUGAUGAUACAGAGAAUCCUCGACUAGCAACACCAUCAGUACCGAAUGUAUUACAAGAAAAAUCUAGCGAUAAUUCAGUUAAAGAAAGCAGCACACCUAUUGAAGGGCCAAUAUCGACUCCAACCGAAAAUGAAAAUUCUAUUAUUGUGAAAAGUAGUCCAGAUGAAAACGAAGCAAAAUCAAACGAUAAUAUAAAGCAAAAGAAAGUAGGCACAAGAUCACAUAAACAUCAGGAUGAAAAAAAAGAGAAAGGAACUGCUCAAAUACACAUUCCAAGCAAGUUAAUAUUUGCAGGAUUUAAAAUGAUUACAUCUCGUCUUAAUGAUGACUUAAUAUUACCGAAAAGUAUUCAAGAUUGCUUAGUUAGUAUUAAAAUUGAAGAUUAUGAAUUAAUGAAGGACACACUUGCAAACGAAUUCAAUCCACUUUCAAUAACAAUAUGUGAUGUAGAAAAUAUGCCAUCAACACCUAUAUCAUAUUUUGAUUUAAAACAAAGAUGUGAACCAGUUCACUGUUCCUAUCAAAUAUUUGAUCAGCCAGUUCAUCGAACCAGUAAAAAGGUACAAGCCCGUCAUAUUUAUUGGAAUGAUUUAAAUUUAUAUUUAACAAACUCAGUCAAUGAUCAUAUAAUGAGAGAAUUUCGUAAUUCUCCUAUUGUUAAUAUUGAAAUUCAUGAUCGAGAUGAACGUGAAAGUAGUCGACGAUGCAUCGGUAGUGUAUUUGGUUCAGAAAAUACUGAUGAAGUCAUUGGAAGAGUUUCUGGUAAAACAAAUCUACUCAAAUCAAACAAAAAUAUUGAUUGGCACCCACAUGGAUGUAUUAAAUUAGAUUUAUCAGAACUUUGGCUUGGACAAACAUCACUUGAAUAUUAUAUUCCAGUUGUUCCAUGUCGCGCACCUGAAUCAGGGCGUGCCAUGAGUGCAAAACGUACAUUUUCACAGGAGAAUAUGCGUAUACAACAAGGUGAUUUUCUUUCAAGUGGUACUCAAAUGAAAAUUCUUGUGAAAUUAGCAAAAUCUCUUGUCCCGCCUGUUAAACAACCAUCGUUAGAUACUCGACAAUUGUCAACAGCAUGCAUAAUUUCACCGUUUACUCGAAUAGUUUAUGUAUUUUCCUAUGAUAAUUCAAAAUUUUUAACUUCACUUGAAACUUGUAUUCGCACAAUCAAUGCAAGUGCACUUGGCUUUGAUAAACAUCCAGCACAUAUUCAAGUCGCUGCUCUUUCAACAUAUAAAUUAACUGAAGCUCAGCAAACAAGUCACAAAUUAAAUAUAAUUACUGGAUUUCAUCUAUUUGAUGAGGAACAACAUUUGUUUAUACUUGAGGGUCAAAAAGAACAUGCUAUUGAUGUACUCUAUAAACAAUUACCUAGACCACAAGGAAAAAACGUUGAAAUUCUUUAUGAUUCUUCAAUACGUUUUAAUGAACGUCUCUAUGUGAAAUUAGGUUUAGAUUUAACACAUAUUAAAUUAUGUCGAAGUUUACGUGAUAUUGUUUCUCAACCAUUAAUCUUUGUUCGAGAUUUUCUAGCUAAAGAAACAUUCGAAGCACUUGACAAACUGCAUCAACUUGUUCUUGUACAUAAAUUAAGUUCAUCAGCUCGAUAUAAUUUAUUUCCAACAAUAGAGAUGAUAACAUCAUUAAGUCGUGAUUUUGGUGUACCAUUGACAGAAAAAGAAAUUAUUUUAUUUUCAAGUGAUGAUCGAUCACCAUCAGCAUCAACAACCCGUGAAAAACGAAAUAAACACAUAAUCGAUAGUAGUGAUUCAAAUAAUCCACCAAAACAAGAGCCAGUACCAUCACCCGAAGAAAUCAUACGGCCAGAUAUUAACUUUUUAGAAAAGAAUAUCGAACGGAUUCGACUUGCUAGUUUAAGAAACAAAGAAAAUCAGAAAGAUGACGAUAGUAUUGUAUUUGUAACAUCGGGUCCAAUUUAUCCAUACAGUUCACAACGACUAAAUGCAACUGAAAAUGCACUUGAACAAAUGCGAGCCUAUCUUAAAAAGAAUCAUAGUUCAUCAUCAUGCUCAUUUCAUCCCGAAUAUCAAUCUGGUACAUUUUCUCCAUAUUCCAAUUGUGAAACACCUCUUGAUUAUCUUCAAACGCUUCGUUCACCAUCAGACUUAAGUUUAAUAACAAAAGAUAAACCAGCUGAUAGAACAAUGUCAGACUGGCUCCAUCAUCCAGGUCCUCGUUCGAGUCGUCAAUCUAAUAUUCAUCCAAAACUACCAGAUCAAGCUCGGCUUGAUGAACUUUCUAAACCACCUGACGAAUGGUAUGAACGAAAUUCAUAUAAUCGUCAAUCACCUAGUGGCACACGGGAACCAUUUAAGUGGAUUAGUCGUAAGGAUGAUUUUGAUCGAUGGACACGUGCAAUGCCAGUAACUCAACAGGUUUCUGCUCAUUGGCACUCACCCAAUGACAAAAAUAGACUUUUAUCACCAUCUUCAAGAGCAGCAAUGAUAGUUGCCAAUGAACGUAUGAAGUUUUUACGUCGAUCCCCUCAAACAGAAAUGUCCUCAGCUGGAAGAUUAUCUGCUACGCAAUUAGAUCGUUUAACUGGAAUACUUAAAGAUAAACCAGUAAAAAAAGGAUUGCUACUACCAAAAUAUUAUGCUAGAAAAAAUGGAGCUCAAUCAGCACCAUUACAACACACACGAUCAUUCACUAGUACUCCAGAUCGGCGUGUCCGUUCAACAACAACUGUUGCAUUUAGAAAAUACCGAAAAUAA